GGUUGCUCGGAGGUGGCCGAGCUGCAGUUCAACACCACUGUCCAUGUUUCUGUGGGGUUGCGGCGGUGGUUGCCAUGACAGCAUAGUUGUCAAACUCCCCCAUUGCUUUCGUUUAUUGACAAAUCUUUACAAAUCAGUCGUCUACUUUUCUGUUACACAUUUAAGAUUCCUCGGUCAAUCGUCUCUUUGUAGAAGAACAUGCAACAUUUUCUCGAUCGGACAAGGAGCAUUCUCAAGUGUCGGUGUCUCCGUUCAAAUGUUUCAGCAUGGAAGUUUGUGUUCCUGUACACGGUGUAGUGUUGCGAGGGGAAACAAGAGUGGCUGAUAAGCUUGUUAGUGCUCAUCCGUUUCAUGCAGUGCGAACUAUGAUACUGCAGUACAACUGUUUUGAAAGGCUUGUACAAUUGCAUCGCGUUUUGAUUUUACUCCAGUUGAAAUGGGGACGUUUGUAACGGCUGCUGUUGCGUACGGCGAGGAAGAAGAUGAGGAGGAAUAUGAAUCUGAGCAUUUGCCACCUCUCUUAGAAGAUGAGGAGAACGUGUCCUUGGCGGACAUCCUGUCGUUGCGAGACAGCUGUCUGUCAGAGGAGGAUGUGCUGGCCGUGUGUGUGGAGUGUGUGUGCUCGCUGCAAGGCAUCGCGCUGUCGCCACUCUUUCACACCCUCUGCCUCACGCCCGACACGCUGGCCUUCAACGCCCACGGCAACGUGUGCUUCAUGGAGCAGCUCAGCGAUGAUCCAGAGGGCUCGUUCGUGCCUCCAGAGUUCGAUAGAACUGGGAGUACAUUUGAGGGCCAUGUGUACUCGCUGGGCUGCACCCUCCGCGCCGCGCUGGACUUUGUCAUCGAGCCCGAGCUGAAGGCGGAGCUGGGGGCGGAGACUAAGAGGCUACUGGAGCAGAUGCAGCAGGAGAGUCCUGAGGACAGGCCACGCCCCCAGGACAUUCUUUCUUUAGGAGAGCUCAGACUCACAUCCAGCUCAUCACUGACCAUCUGUCGCAAGCUGUCUUCCAUCGGAAGAAGAGUCCUGUCCAUCGAAUCAGUCGCAACGCUUCAAGAUAGAUGGGAGACAUCUUGGGAGAGUCACUGGAGGCAGGUGAAAGCCUGCCAGCUGUUCUCAGAGCAGUCUUCAGCGGACAGGUGCAGUGGUUUGAUGGAGAACCACAUCAGUGACUGGGGAGCCGCAGGAAGUUGUGCCGACGACGCCCAGGAAGACGACGUCGAUGACGACGACGACGACCAGCCCCUGCUGCAGUACCACUGCUCCAGGCCCUCUUCCUGGAGGCCGGCGGCGGAGAAGGAGAACUCUGACAAUGGCCUUCUGGGUAGAGAAGCUGGGGCACUUGAGGGAGCGGAGGCGUUCCAAACUCAGGGCGACAGCAGGUCCCAGAACAGUUCCCCCGUGCACUGCCGGGCCCCGGCGAGGAGGAAGCAGCCCUGGGCGGUCCUCAACCGCUCCUGGUCCGUCCCGGACUCCAACAACCUGCCGCCGGCGGCGCUCUCCCCUCCCCCGCACCCUGACAUCAGCUCCCACGUGGACGACCUGACGGAGAUCGGGGCGGAACAGCCCAGCUCGGCCCGUCCCCUGAUCUGGAACAAAGCGCCGCAGAGAGGGUCCGCAUCCGCCCCGCCCGAGGAGAACUCCGGCCCGGAGGUGUCGCGCGUCUGCACUCACACGCCCUCUGACACAAGCGGAGAUGGAGCAGUAGAUGACUGGUCGGAGCAGGAAGCCGAAGGUGAUCAGACCUCUCCUUCCUCGUCGAGCACGGAGACCGAGAGGAACAACGGCAUGUACAGCUCUAAUAACCACAUGACUAAAAGCAUGCUGUGCCUCAACGAGGAAUCUCAGGAUGAGUGGGUCUCCCUGAGGGAGCUCCUCUCGCGCUGCUCUCGGCCGCUCUCAGUGAAGGAGCUGUGGGCUUUGUGCUACACCUCUCUGGCUACUCUCCAGACGUACAUCGACUUCCCAGCUUAUUUGUGCCUGGAUACUGUGUACGUGGGCUGUGAGGGUGAAAUUCUAUUUCUGAAACCUAAAAACACAGGAUCCUGUGAUGCCUUUUAUUUAGCGCCAGAAUAUUUGGAGCAUGGCAUUGUGACAGAAAAGGCGUGUGUGUAUGGGGUAGCUGCCAUCCUCUGGGCAACAGCCAAGUUCAGCUUGUCCCCUCAUCACAAACUGGCCAUGCCCAGAAAACUCAAGAGGCUUCUCCUGGAGAUGGCCAAAAGGACUCCCAUCGAGAGGCCUACAAUUGUUAUGGCAAAGAAGAGCUGUCGUGAUUACCUGUCUCGCCAGGGCACAACGGCAGAGGCUGUGUGGACCCAGCUCAUCGACAGAGUCCACAAAUCACCCAGUGGCAGACCUGGAGAGGCACACAGCAGUUUGGGCAGAGGUCAGAGGUCAGAGCCAGAGGUCAAAGCGGCCUUCAAGCCCAUAGCCAGUGAAGGCCGCCUGGCUCCAGUCUCGGGCCCCCUUCCCCAUAGUUACCCCAUCUCCAUGGCGACGCAUCUGCCUGAAGCUUUCACCUCUCCUGCCACCCACUUCACCCCCAUCGUCCUGGUGCGGAAUGAGCGCACAGACCAGGAGCCACCUGUGGCUGACGCUGGCUCUGAGACAACCACAAAUGGAGUUCUGACGAGAAGUGACAGUUCAUACCUGGGGGGCCCCGAUGUGACAGCGACCCCCCCACACGCCUCAGGCUCACCCCUCGCUGAUACAGGCACAGACCAGAAACAGGCUGACAGAGGCGGAGCUUCCUAUACCGUUGCCGGGGUUACGCAAGAUGACCACUCCUCCUCCUCCUCCUCCUCCUCAAGUAGCCGGACUCUUGUCUCUUCUGCACCUCCAGAUCACCAUCUCAUCGAUUCUACACCUCCAGCCAAUCAGGAUAGUGACGCACAGGUUGCUGUUCUGCCCAGCAGCUGCCUGUCUGUGUUUAACAACUUCCUGCUACAGCAGGACCUUCAGACAGGGAGGAUCACCCUUCUGCCUGUGCAGAUCGCCACAGCACAGACUUUAACAGGACCCCACCUUUCCUCUCUGCCCUUAUAUGCAGGGUCAAUUCAAGGUCAAAUAUCUGAUCAACACAUCUCGGACGCUAUCAGCGGGUCUUCGAUAAAUGCAACCGGAUGUCCCUGCACAGCCACAUCUCAUCGUCAGACCGAAUCCUCUCCAGCCUGCUCAAAUGCCCCCACCCCCCACGCUCAAACAGGAAGGCCACAGGUGAAGGCCACACCGAGGCACCAUCAGCCACACCCAUCAUGGUCCACCCCCCGCCCAACACACUGGCCCUCUCUGCAGCAUGUCAUUGGCCUGAUCCGGGAACAGUUCGCCUAUGACGGCUACCUGGAGAAUGGAGUCCAGGACUUGGCCAUGGGGGAAUACAUAUUCUCCCUGAGGGAUCUGCAGUUUGAAACCUUCUGCCGUGUCAUCGCUGAGAAGUUCCCUGACCUGUACUGGGAAGAGGAACUCCUGGUCAUGCUUCAUUGUGCUGUCAAUCACAACCUCCUGUCUGUAGCAUCUAAUGAACCGGCCCCAUCAAAGGCGGUGGAAAGGGCAGCCCUAUCACCCCAGAGUGCAGGGUGGAGAGACCACAGACCCCAGGCGGAGCGCUCCCCCCUCGACCACGACGCCAACCGGCCCUUGGCUCUCUCCCUCAACGGCCCAGCGAUAGACCUGUCAAAGCCGCCACCGAACAGGGAGGCGGUGAAAACGACUGACCUCAGAACAGCAGACAGCACGCUAGCACCUAAGAGCGCUGAAGAGACCACAACGGCUCCAUGUUUGCAGGGAGGAACAGUAGAAGUGACAUCAGAGGAGAGUAGGGGGCAUGGUGGCACAGUGGAGGUGAGAGGCGUUGGGGGCUCACUCGGGGGGCUCAUGGAGGGCGCGGGGUCUCCUGCUGUGGAAGCCUCUGAUGAAAGCCCGUCUGAAGCCGAGCCCCUGAGCCCAUCGGAGGGCUGGGAGGACCUCGGGUGUCCGGGCGGCCCGGGCGGUCCAGUCGGUCAGCUCGGCCCCAGAGAUUCAGGAUCGGGCCAGCUGUACCACGACUCGUCUGUGGAUAUGGAGGAUGCCGACUCGCUGUGCUCCAACAGCCUCGGGGCCCCCGGCCUCACGAGAGGCCCCCAGGGGCUCUGCUGCCACAGGCCCGCCUGGGCUCUUGCCCUCCACGGAGAGGACUGCUUCGGCCAGGAGGUGGUGAAGUACGCAGGGCAGCUUGGACGUCACGGCAACGGCAAUGGGUCUCCGAGUCUGGACAACAAAACACAGGAACUUCAACAGCAGAUGACCAUAGAGACCAGAAACAUGAGGAAGACCAGAAAUUUUCAUCACAAGUUAGUUCAACAAGAAAGGAAAAACAAAGGAUCAGAUGCAAAAGUUAUGCUGUCAAAACUGAAGAUUCAGUUUGAGGAGCUGCAGAUGAAAGUGGAGUUUCUAGAUACUGUGAGAAAGUACCUUGAGGUGCUGUGUUUGGACCAGCAGGGUGUGGAUGUGGCUCUGCUGCCUUCUCUGGCCAUGACAGGCUCUGGGGGUCUGGAGCUCUGGCCCCAGGAUGACCCAGCUCUGCUGACUCUGCUGCCCGAGGCGAGGAGGGGGAAGGGAGGCUUGGCAGGCAGCGGUAGCGGCCUCGUUGUGUCAGGGACCCCGCUGGGCCUCAUGUCCUACCUAUAUGCCAGAGACGCUCACAUUGAGGGCUACAUCCAACAGUUCCUGUACACAUAUCGUUACUUCUGCAAACCUGAAGACCUUUUGCAGUUUUUAAUGGAUACCUUUAGGAGAGUGGCAGGUGAAAACCAUGACGACCCAUCCUCCGAUGCCACUAAGGUGUUCAACCGAACGCUGGACCUUCUGCACUGCUGGGUGGAGGACUGCCAACUGGUGGACUUCCCCUCCAAAUCACGACUCCAGCAUACUCUCACCACCUUCCUCUGCUCUGAGGUGGCGCCACUGGACAGCCAAGGAGAGAGCCUCCUGUCUAUCCUCCAGGGCGGGCCGGAGAAGAGGUGGAGCCAGGGGGAACCUGCCCCAUGCUGGAGCCCAGACUGUGCUCUCGAGGACGGGGACACUCUGUGCAGGAGGUCGUCGGUUGAUGAAGGGGGCAAAAAGAGCUUCCAGUGGCGUGUGUCGCGCGUGGUGGAGCCUCAGCCCAAGGAGCCGGUGUACUCCAUCGCUGCGGUGCUGCCCCGGCCCUGCUACUCGUCCCUGCUGAAGCAGCUGGCUCCCUCUCCCUACCUCAGGGCCGAGGAGCGCCUGCCCUUCAGCCAGCAGCAGCACAGCGCACUGCACACCGCCCAGCAGCUCACACUGCUCGAGCAGGAGAUGUUCCAGAGCUGCCACCCUGUUCACUUCCUCAAUUCGAGAGCUCAAGGUGUCAGAGACAAGGCCGCUGGCGUGAGCAGAUGUGCGUCUUCUGAAGCUGGGCCUGCAGAGGGCGCCAGUCACAUCCUGUCCGAGGCCUCGCCACAGGAGUCACCUCUGCUUCAGUUGCUAAGAUACGCCAACAGCGUCUCCAACUGGGUGUCUGCCGAGAUCGUCAUCUGUGACUCUGUCAAGGCGCAGACUGCUCUACUCGCCAAGUUCCUCUCCGUGGCCAAGUGCUGCUACGAGUCCAGGAAUUUCGCUACAGCCAUGCAGAUCCUCACAGGCCUGGAGAAUGUCAUCAUCCGGCAAUUACCCGCAUGGAAACAUCUUAGUGUGAAAGUGUGUGGGAUUCUUGAGGACCUGCGAGCUGUUCAGGUGUUCCUGCGGAGCGACAGCCUGUGCCUGAUGGAGGGGGAGCGUCUGCGGGUGAAGCCCAGCCUCCCCGAGGCCCACGUCCUGGCCCUGCACCUCCAGCAGCUGGAGAUCGGAGCCUUCACGCUCACCAGCGGGGCCUACAAGUGGCCCAAGCUGAGGGCCAUAGCCCGGGUGGUAAGUCAGGUCAAUGCGUUCCAGGAGUUUCCAUACACCUACACCCUUGACCUGGAGCUCCAGGCCUACCUGCGUGUGCGCAUCUCUCGCCUGGGAUCCUGCGACGUGCCGCUCCUCGCCGCCGACAACGAGGCCAACUUCCACCAGCUCCCCAUCGACCGCCACUCGCGCCGCAUCCAUGAGACCCUGCGUCGGGUCAAAUCAACCUUCCAGUGAGGCCCCCUCCACGUGACCACUCUAUGCUCUGAAUUCCAUCUGGUCACAGUGGAGGUGGUUGUGUGUGUGUGUGUGUGUGUGUGUGGGGGGGGGGGGGGGGG
Messenger RNA from Clupea harengus (Atlantic herring), 6219 nucleotides. RefSeq names its product kinase non-catalytic C-lobe domain containing 1 (gene kndc1). Lineage: Eukaryota; Metazoa; Chordata; Actinopteri; Clupeiformes; Clupeidae. Gene Ontology annotation, biological process: small GTPase-mediated signal transduction; regulation of dendrite morphogenesis. The record is from RefSeq and is a predicted model, not a curated record. Gene Ontology annotation, molecular function: guanyl-nucleotide exchange factor activity. Gene Ontology annotation, cellular component: neuronal cell body; dendrite; guanyl-nucleotide exchange factor complex.